AUGUUGUUUUUUGGGAUGAGCAUGUUCGCUUUGUAUCAUUUCCUGAUGAUUCCGUGGCCUUUCUACAGUGGACCAUUGGACUACAUUCCUCUAACAAUUGUUGGCAAUUCGACAGUCGAAGACACAAGCAAAGGUGGUGGCUGUCUGAGAGAAUACACAUGGUGCAAGUACACCACACGAGUUCCUUUACCGGUGUUUGUGAUUGCAUCAACCAUUAUCACGGGAACAGCAUUUUCAAGCGUUGGUGUAGCCAGCGGAACGCUAUUCUCAGAGAUUCUUGGCCCAAGAAAUCAGGGCUUCAUGCAAGGUCUGUUCGCUCUGUUUGGAAGCAUAGGACGUUUCUUGGGUCCGAUUGUUUCAACGUUACUUUUCGAGAAGAUUGGCUAUUCAGUACCAAUGGCGAUAUUACUCGGAAUGGUUUUACUUGCUGAUGUGGUUAUAAUUACUUUUCGCAAACGACUCGUUCCUUUGAAAUUGAUACCUCCAAUUGGUGUGAAGACACCGUAUAAGAAUGGUGUCUUUUAUCGCUUUUAA
Anisakis simplex (herring worm) is the source of this 534-nucleotide messenger RNA. NCBI's taxonomy places the organism in Eukaryota, Metazoa, Nematoda, Chromadorea, Rhabditida, Anisakidae. The record is from the annotation of a GenBank genome assembly.